This is a messenger RNA of Camellia sinensis, 2542 nucleotides long. Its product is annotated as putative UPF0481 protein At3g02645. The record is from RefSeq and is a predicted model, not a curated record. NCBI's taxonomy places the organism in Eukaryota, Viridiplantae, Streptophyta, Magnoliopsida, Ericales, Theaceae.
CUACUCGCAUCCAUACAACCAACCCUUGGCCUCACGAAUUUUUUUUUUUUAAAAUAAAAAAUAAAAAGUUAAAAAAGACUUAACAAAAAGAUAAAAAACAUGAAUCCCUGCAAAAUCAAACCACACGGUUAAUUCUGUGGGUUUCACUAAUUAAAAACAAAGCUUUAUUUCUUCAGGUUUUGUUGCAAAUUAAAUUUUCAAAUGGUUACAAGUUUCAUAACAAAAUCAAUACCGCAAAAUUAUGAUUUGAGAUGUGACAUGUUCUAAUAGAUUUUUCAUAGAUUUAAAUUUUUGUUUUGGACAACUUUAGUUCGUGACUUAAUUUAAGUCUCUAGUGACCUUGAACACUGGACAAGGGACGAUGUGAGCAAAUUAAGUUUUAUCUUCGAAUUAUUUGACUCUUUAACACUUCAUGAGGGGAGGGAAAAUAAUUUUAAAACAAUGACACUGUGAUUCUCAAAUUCUCAAAGACUUCUUAACUAUCCAUUUGUUUCGGUGGAAAAUGUUUUCUGUAAAAACAAUUUUGGAAAAAUUUUCCAUAGAAAACUUUUUCCAUGUUUGGUUUCUUAAAAUUAAUGUCCUGAUAGUUGCAUUAGUGGUGAUGGUAGUGGCGGCGGUGGAGUGGAGGUGUUGGGGAUGGUGGUGCAAUGGUGGUGGUAAUAAUGAGGUAGAGAUGGUAGUGAUAAUGACUGUGGGGCGGAGAAGGUGGUGGCAACGACAGUAGUGAUGGUGGUAGCAGUGGAGACUAACGGUGUCCAUCCUGUUUCGAUAUUUCGUGUGCCUAAAACUCUAAGUGCUUUCAAGCCUGAUGCUUACAUGCCUCUGCUCAUGGGCUUGGGUCCAUACCAUCGUUUUCGGCCAGAGCUCUAUGAGAUGGAGAGGUAUAAGCUCGUUGCAGCAACUAAGGUUAGAAGUGAACACUUCCCAACCCGAGAAUUCCAAGAACUUGUCGAUACGUUGAAGGAGAAAGAAGACGAAAUCCGAUCACAUUACCACAUGUACUUGGACUAUGAUGGCAAUACACUAUUGUGGUUUAUGACCAUUGAUGGUUUGUUCUUGCUCGAGUUUCUUCAUACCUGCAUCAGCAAAAAAGAUAGACUUUCAUCAUCGUGGUCUAGGAAACCUAACUUGUUCGAGUCUGAAGGAAGUAAAUUUGCUGGCCACUCUAUUCUCCGCGACGUAGUGAUGCUUGAGAAUCAAAUUCCAAUCUUUCUUCUAGGCAAUAUCUUCGACUUCCUCGAUAUAGAUAAAAAUGAGUUGCUUUCUAUGGUGACGAGUUUUUGUAGUGAAGUUUCUCCGUUCAAAUUGAUCAAAAAAGAUCUCUCAUUAUCAGAAGUUUACAAGCAUGAUCAUUUGUUGAAACUUCUGUACAAUUGGAUUGUGAUGAAUGUGAAGGUGCCCAAGGAAGCCUGCCCUAUUAAUAUGCCAAGUGAAGCUCCGUACCCGGAGGAGGAAAUACUCCCGAAAGUCGAUGCAGGUUCGCAAGUUCUUUGCUCGCUUUUGAAGUUGUCAUCUAAUCUAAAUAUUCGUUUGGUGGGAAAAAUUACGAAACCCAUUAACAUGAUAGUAAAUUUGCCUUGGGCAACUGCAAAAAGUCUACCUGAGGUGUCAAGAAUGGCAACAAACCUCGACGAAGGCCUUAAAUCUGAAUGUGAUGUUUUGGGAGAGGACAUAAAAAAUCCCAUUGUAGAGGAAAUAAUGAUUCCUUCAGUGUCAGCCCUUUGUAAUGCCGGAGUGGAAUUUUGUCUCUCCAACGGUGAUAUUAGCAGCAUUAGGUUUGACAAGAAGAAAAAGAAGUUUUACCUCCCUCACCUCAAAUUGAAUGUCAACUCUGAAGUAAUCGUUAGAAACUUGGUUGCAUUUGAAGCUUCGAUAUCAGACUUCCUUGUUCUUGGACGAUACACUGAGCUAAUGAAUGGGAUAAUCGAUACCGCUGAGGACGCAAAAUUGCUUAAGAAAAAGGGAAUCAUCGAAUACAGUCUAAAAACUGACGCUGAGGUUGCCCAACUCUUUAAUGGGAUGACUAGAUCUAUUCGACCCUCAAAGGUGCCACAUAUUGAUAUCACCAUUGAAGAUGUCAACAAGUACUACUUUGGUACAAGGAAGGUUAAGGUAUAUAUGUGUAUGAAGAAGUAUGUGUAUGGUUCUUGGCAGAUUCUUACUCUUAUUGCUGCUGUGUUGGUCGUGUUGCUAAUGGGUAUGCAGUCAUUUUGCUCAGUUUAUAGUUGCCCACGCUUUUUUAACGUUAGCAAUGAUCUUGGUAAGUGAUGUACUAUAUCAAUAACGAGCAAAUCCAUGCUCUCUCUCUCUCUCUCUCUCCCUCGUUACUAAUAUUGUUACCAAAUAUGUUAGCUUUGAUGUGUUUUGCACUUCCGUUUACUUUGCUAGCCUUAGUCAUGUAAUGUUUCCUUGGUGAUCAGUAAAGUUUUUUGCCGAUCGUAAAAAGUAUGUGUGUAGUCUUGCUGUAAUUGUAAAUAAAUAAUGUUGUUUAAUUUAAUGUGAUGAGUGAGUUGUUAUUAGUAAUGAGAGGAUUUUACAAUAU